AUGGUCGGAACAUCUAGAUUUGUUAAUGAUCAGAACCAGACUGCACAGUUGGCAGCACAGUUUAAUGAGUUUUAUCUUGGUAUAACAUCGGCUCAGAUAAGUCAAAUUGGUAAUUAUAGAAUAAUUGAAGAAAUUGGAGAAGGAGCAUUCGGAAAAGUAUACUUAGCAAGACACGUAUUGUUAAACAUAAAAGUUGUAUUAAAAUGUGGAUUAAUAGAUGAUCCUAAUAUAGUGCGUGAAAUAUAUUAUCAUAAGCAAUUAAAGCAUAAAAAUAUAGUUAAUCUUUAUGAGGUUAUCAAAACAGAGAAUCACCUAUGGAUUGUAUUAGAAUAUUGUGAAGGAAGUGAGUUAUACUACUAUAUUUACGAAAAGAAAAGAUUGGACAUUCCAGAAUGUCAGAACUUAUUCCUUCAGAUCGUUGUUGCACUUAAGUAUGUUCACUCAUUGAAUCUAAGCCAUCGAGAUCUAAAACUAGAAAAUAUUUUACUAGCAGAUAAGAAACGGACUAUAAUAAAGUUGACCGACUUUGGGUUUGUGCGAGAGUUUAAUCCAUACAACAGAAAACUAUUAUCUACAAUAUGUGGUACUACUGUUUACAUGGCUCCAGAAUUAUUAAAGAAUGAAAAGUAUUCUGGUUUUGCCGUUGAUAUAUGGUCAUUAGGAAUAAUACUAUAUGCUAUGGUGUAUGGCGUUUUACCAUUUGACGAUGAUGAUGAUAUGAAGACACGAACCAAGAUCCUUCACGAACAACCAAUAUAUAGCGAAAGGAUUCCAGAGGAAGUUAACCAACUAAUAAGGAAAAUGUUAAAUAAAGAUCCAAACCAAAGACCUGAUUUGAAUGAAAUAUUGAAUUCAUCCUUUUUGAUUGAUCAUCAUACAAAAUACUUGGCUCAAAAUAGUAAACGAGUUGCAACAGACGCAGAGUCUGUUCUUUCAAUCAAUCAACAUUACAAUUGCGCCAAAAGACCCUUUGAAUCCAAAAUUGAACGUGAACUAGUCAAACGAUUACAGCGACUUAACGUGGAUAUUGACGAACUACAAGCAAGUGUUUUCAAUAACGAAAUGAAUACCCUAACGGCUUUUUAUGAAUUAUGUUUAACUCAGGAGUAUUCUCGCAAGAAACAAAAGUAUAUGCGAGAAAAAAAGCGAAAAUAUUACGAAGCAAAGACUACAUUAAAGAAAUCAAGAAAGAGAGUCAAAAGUGCCCUCUCUCUUUCUGACCAGUCAGUUUUAAGUUCACAACCUAUUGAAAGAAUAAUUUCAUCUUUGAGUUUAAAUUCGUUGAAAAAUUCAAGCAAGACAAAUUUAUCAAAACAAGCUAAUGAAUAUCGAAAGUCAAUGGAUUUAGACAAGCGAAUAGACCCACCUCUGCCGAAGACCGGUAGCGGGUCUACUUUACGACUUGCCUCCAAAGAUGAUCCUCCAAAGGCAUUAUUUUCAUUGCCAGAGUCACCACAAUCACCCACUUCAAAUUCAAAAAUUUCUUCCAGGUCAAGAAGAGGAUCUCGCACUAUAUCUCCCUCAUCAACGAGAGUCGAUACUUCCUUGAGACGUUCAGUGUCAUUUGUACCUGACGAAAGAAGAUUGUCUACGGUAUCGUCCAAUAAACUGGCAACUAAGAAAUCAAGCAGCAAAGCACAUAUUUUUAAUAAGCUUCAAUUUUGGAAGAAACAUAAGGAUCAUGACAUGCAUGAAGAUGUUAUAUCACAGCUGAGUUUACCUUUGAGCACAAUAGACUCGGCCGAAAAGCCCUUAUCGAUGGGGAAUCAUAUUAAGCAAAGCCGAAGUCAUGAUAUCCUUGCAUCCACGAGUAACGAACGUAUUCGUAAACCUUCAUUCUCCAUUAUUGAUACAGAAAAACCAAAUAUUAUGGAAAACCCAGUAGCAAGUCCGUCAUUUGAGCAUAUUCAGCCAAGUAGUCAGACAGGAAGUAUAGAUGCCCCUCGGACACCUCCAGAGACUAGACUUCGUCGUACCAGACCUUCAUCUAUGAUUUCUCAAGUUAGUGAAAUCAGCAGACUAAGUCAAUUGUCAACUAUGUUGUCCGAAUCUGAAUUGGAUAUCUUAGAUGAGACUGAUACUAUGGAAGACGAUGACGAAGAUGACGAAAUGUAUGAAUCCAGUCUUAAUAUGUCACACGAUAAUAGAAUACUGUCUACUGGAAUGACGCCUAGUUCUAGUCUUGGAGCUACACAUAAUAAAAGUGGGAAUGGAAAAAAGAGACCUGGGUAUAGAAGGACAGUUUCAUCAGAUACGGCAUCUUCAACUGGAACCAAUCCUGCGAUGAGAUUGAAAUCAUCACUCGCAGAUCUACCAAGUAAUUCUUCAGAAGAUAUAUCUGAUCAAUCGAUCCUUGUUGCUCCAAUUCCUACUAAGAAUGUCCUACUGGAAGAACCACCUACUAUGGAUUUGUCUCCUCUCCCUGAUUUUGCCAAGAUGAGAUCAAUGAAAAGUGUAAAUAACAAUGCAUCAUUUUUUAACAAUUUACCAUCACCUGGAACUACAUUUGCCGACCAACAACCAUAUUAUCGUACUCAUUCUCCACCAUUAGGUGGGUAUAAGUUGGGAAAUAGAAAGCCGAUGAAGCCUGUGUUUGAAAAUAAGAAUGAAAGCGUUAAACAGGUUAAAAGACGCACUAAUCCUAGUCCAACCUUCUUCCAAGCUACAUCAUCACCUUCUCCAAGGGUAUAUGAAGAAACAAGACAAGUUGAACAUUGGAUUCAGAGUUCUAAUUAUCAUAGUAAUUUGAAACCAACGUAUGAGCCUGUCAUAGAUGAAGAAGAUGAAGGUAGUGAUAUGUAG
Molecule: messenger RNA, 2802 nt
Organism: Hemisphaericaspora subhashii
Lineage: Eukaryota; Fungi; Ascomycota; Pichiomycetes; Serinales; Debaryomycetaceae
Product: non-specific serine/threonine protein kinase
Exons: 1
Coding region: 1-2802 (933 amino acids)
Biological process (GO): intracellular signal transduction; protein phosphorylation
Cellular component (GO): cytoplasm
Molecular function (GO): ATP binding; protein serine/threonine kinase activity
Source: RefSeq, a predicted model, not a curated record